CGCAGCUGGUGGUGGUGGUCAUUUUCGUCAACAGAUCACCUUUUCCCACGCAACCAUGGAGUCAGUUCAGCAAUCCAUCCAGUCCCUUAUUCUGGAUCCUCUUCAGCCUUAUCUCCAGCCCAUCACGACGUCUCUUCCCGAUCCAGUUAGCAACGCCCUCAUCUCCCUCCUCGGCGACAAAUGUUAUACCUCCCUAAUCCUCGCCGUUGACAUCACAAAAGACCCGGCCUGUCUCCCACUUGCGAUCUCCAAAGCCUUAGGUCUUGCGAUCGUUGCAUUCAGCGCAAUCGUCAAAGUUCCUCAGAUCCUUAAACUGCUCUCGUCACGAUCGUCUGCAGGCGUUUCUUUCACUUCGUACGCACUCGAAACCACCAGUUUGCUCAUCACCCUUGCGUAUAAUGCACGCCAAAAAUUUCCAUUUAGCACCUAUGGCGAAGCAGCGUUGAUUGCAGUACAAGAUGUUGUGGUUGGGGUUUUGGUCUUGGUUUUCUCCGGGCAGGCUGCAAGCGCUGGCGCCUUUUUAGCAGCCGUAGGCGGAGUCAUCUAUGCGCUUUUGUUUAGCGGAGAGACUAUUGUGGAUAAUAGCAUGAUGGGAUAUUUGCAAGCCGGCGCCGGUGUCCUGGGUGUGGCCAGCAAAGUACCUCAGAUUUGGACCGUGUGGUCUCAAGGUGGUACAGGUCAAUUGAGCGCCUUUGCGGUGUUCAAUUACCUCCUUGGGUCCCUCUCGCGCAUCUUUACAACUCUGCAGGAGGUCGAUGAUAAGCUCAUUCUCUAUGGCUUCAUCGCAGGAUUUUCUCUCAAUCUCAUCCUCGCUAUGCAAAUGGUUUACUACUGGAAAUCUCCCACCGUCGCUUCGGAGAAACAGUCGGAGAAGGCUCGUCCAGUACAACGAAUGGAAGAGGUGAAAAUCCCCGUUGCAAAGAGCACUGGCAUCUCUCCCAGUCCCUCUGGAAAAGGCCCAAGUACAAGGCGACGGGGAUGA
Molecule: messenger RNA, 982 nt
Organism: Coccidioides posadasii C735 delta SOWgp
Lineage: Eukaryota; Fungi; Ascomycota; Eurotiomycetes; Onygenales; Onygenaceae
Source: RefSeq, a predicted model, not a curated record